AUGCAUUCGCUGGACGAGUUCGGCGUGUUGCGGGGCGAUACACGAGGAGAGGGCGAAGAAGAAGAGAACCAGGAGGAACGAAGAAGCAUGGGUAUUCUUUUCCCGGAGAACCUCACAACCAAGGAUUUGUACGUGAGCGAGUCUUUUGACUGUUUCGACGCGAUCGGAAAUGGCAUGGUGCAGAAGCGGAUGCUGUUCAUCGCCACCAUUUGCGUGUACAUCGCGGCAGUCAACAUAAACAUCGUGCCGUUCAUCUCGACCGACGUCGGACACUGGUGCAAGAGGCCGCCGCAUUCCAACAUAUCCAAGGCCGACUGGAGGAACGCGGCUAUUCCUUUGGACGCGUCUGGGAAGCCAAGCCGAUGCAGCAUGUACGAAAAUCCCGAGCAGCCCGACAACGCGACGACUGUGCUUUGCCAGGACUGGGAGUACGAAGAGCGCUGGCCCAAAGAGAGCGCGGUGUCCACGUGGAACAUGGUCUGCUCGAGGCACUUGCUCAUCACCGUCAUGAUCGUGGUCCAGAACUUAGGAGCCGCUUUUUGCGUGUCUGCAGCCGGAUACCUUGCGGACCGCAUCGGUCGCAAGUCUGUAGCGGUGCCGUCACUGGUGGUCAUGCUGCUGUCGACGGUCAAUCUGUGCGGUUCCACGGCUUACCCCGUGUUUGUAGCGACAUUAUUCUUCGCAGCCGGAUCCAACGCCGUCGCUAUGACCGUCUCCUGCUUGAUCCUCUUCGAGGUAUCCAAUCACGCGCACAGGCCUAUGAUGAACGUCUUUGCCACAACGUUCGGCCUGCUCUCUUCCGAUCUGUCGAUGGCAGUUCUGGAGCGCGCCGGGCUAGACUGGCAGCUCAGAUUGGCGCUUUUCCUCCUGCCAGCGCUGUUGGUGCUGCCAGCGUUCUACUUCAUCGACGAGUCACCGCGCUGGCUCGUGGCAAAGUCCAAGAUCGCCGAAGCGAAAAGCAUCAUGCUGGCAGCGGCCGAGGUGAACCACUUUCCUCUCUCGAACACGGAGUGCCUGCUGGAGAGACUGCAGGCGGACAUCGACGCCCCCUUUGGGGGACUCUCGGCGGCCGAGGAAGCCAUGCUGGGCAAAGCGGCUAUCCGAAAGCACGCGGUCAUCCUAUUCGCCUGCAAUUUCACGACGGUCUUCGGUUACUACAUCACGCUCAUUUCGCCGAUCUGGGAAGACGAUCCGGCGCUUCGCUGGUUCGCGUUCGGGGCGGCGGUCCUGGCGUACGCCGCUACGAAUGUUCUGAUCAGAAGUGUCACCAUGCUGUCGACAAUCACCGGACUGCUGGCGCUGCUGUUUGCACUCCAUUGCCUGCUGAGCGUCGCAGUCGUGGGUGCGCCGGUGAUCGUCAGCGAGGUUCUGUUGGUGGUGACGAAGGCAUUGUACGUAGUCACCGCCGUCGUUGUUCCUUGCUACUCCCUGGAACUCUUCCCGACCGCCGUGCGCGGCUUGACCGUGUGCGGCGGCUACGGCUUCUGCGUAUUCGGCGCCGCCAGCGCGGCCCCGCUGGGCCUUUUGCUCAACCGCCAGAGACGUUACGAGCUCGCGUUCGCUCUACCAGCGUUGCUGCUGUUCGGCUCGUUGCUGGCCAUGUGCGGCAUUCCGCGCACGACGACGGUCGAGUGCGCCAGGGCGACCGUGAGCCCCAACGCCGAAAUGACCAACCGGGACGUGGAGCACAUGAAGAAAACGUUGGAGAUGACGAUCACUUCGCCCACUACGCGGAAGAGCUUCUCAGUCGCUGGAACGAGAUGCCGUCGAGAGAAAUCGCACGUUAAGUCGAAGUGA
This is a messenger RNA of Dermacentor silvarum, 1797 nucleotides long. RefSeq names its product solute carrier family 22 member 7. The transcript has a single exon. The record is from RefSeq and is a predicted model, not a curated record. The coding region runs from base 1 to 1797 and encodes 598 amino acids. NCBI's taxonomy places the organism in Eukaryota, Metazoa, Arthropoda, Arachnida, Ixodida, Ixodidae. Gene Ontology annotation, biological process: transmembrane transport. Gene Ontology annotation, molecular function: transmembrane transporter activity. Gene Ontology annotation, cellular component: membrane.